AUGCGCACCACAGCUAUCCAACACAGUACAUCGUCGCAAUCUCGCUCUAAUUUGAUUUGGGUACUGACAGCCAUCCUCCUAUACGAUUAUGCCCUCACCUUUUGCGACGAAGUAAACUGGAUCUGGAAGGGCUCGAAUAAGCUCACGCUUAUCACCAUCCUGUUCGUCCUCCACCGGUACUUUUCGAUUCUCCUGGCCCCGGCGCUGGUAGUGCAGUACUUUUGGGGGAGUGCAGACCCUGGGAGAGUGCUGUGGGGCCUGGUGACAGCGCCUUCCCUGGCCUACCGCGAGAGCCAACUUCCACCUAGGGGGUGUAUACUACCCAUAUCUUUAGAGUCCAUCCAAAGUUUUAUGCCUGCCAUCCUCCUUGGGAUGUCAGCGGAAGUCGUCGUCUUCGUCCUCACAUUGUACAAAUCCAUUCAGAUCAUCCAGAAGGAGAAUUCGGUAGUGCUGAGGAUUCUCCUGAGGGAUGGUGCUUUGUACUUUGGGGUUGUCAUGCUCGCCAACAUGGCUGUCAUUGUAUCCUACUACGCUUUCGACGUGAGCGGCCCUCUCUUCGUUCUUCUCCCCUGGAUCACCCGCGCUGACGCUUCGCAGGAUUACUCAAGAGGAAACGUCGUAACUCUGACGAACAGCCUCUACGCUACCCUCGUCUCGCGCCUAAUCCUGAACCUCCGCGACCCGGCCCUCUCAUCCGACAUCCAUUUCCGACUAUAUCCCUUCAACUACUACGCAGGUUCCAGGAUAAUCCGAAGAGGGCGAGGUCAGACGGCCACUGGGGAUAUUUUCACAAGCGUGAUUAUGACGUAUGAUGGCGGCACAGGCGACGGAAGCACGCCCAACGAAGAAGAGGAAGGGUGUAGCUGUAGUGUGUGUCAGGAAAGCUUCGAGGAGUACAGUGGAUACCCGAGCACCAGCCUUGGAAGAUCCGGAGCGUAUUCAGGAGACUCUGACGCAAGGAGUAUGGCCUCCAUGGAGAGCAGUCUUUCGAUGCAAAAGGAGCGGUAUUGCUAUGCCGUGUAG
Molecule: messenger RNA, 1023 nt
Organism: Coprinopsis cinerea okayama7#130
Lineage: Eukaryota; Fungi; Basidiomycota; Agaricomycetes; Agaricales; Psathyrellaceae
Exons: 5
Coding region: 1-1023 (340 amino acids)
Source: RefSeq, a predicted model, not a curated record